GUACUACCGUGGCGAAAGAACUUCGGUUGUCGACUGUACCUGGGUGUGGACCAGUGUAAUGUUGGUGGGAUCGCUUCGCUGUGGUACCCAUUAUGUCGAAAAGUACUUUGGUCGACUGCAUUCCGAUGAUGUUUUGCCUCAGAUUGUACCUGACCGCUUAAGUUAAAAUUUCAGUCGGAGAACUUCUAUGCCGGUUGACGGAAGAAAAGUGUGGUGCUUUUGAAAACACGUGGAUUUUUCGGGGAUUUUUUUUCUCUCUCGUGUGUUGUGUUGUGUCUGGUGCCAACUUCUUAAUGUUUACGGUUCAAUAUUUUUUGUGUUAUGGGCGCGACUUUGCGCAUUUUUUGGAUUUCAAUUUAAACACAUGUUGAGCCCAUUAGGGCGGCCUGUCUUUCGUGCAGGCCUGCAGGGCUGGCUUUAGGAUGCGCGGGCGAUGCGCGCCGGCCUGUGCACGGUGAGCGCCCCCCUGGCCGCGUGCAAACCUCCCGCCGCCGCUACCCCGUUGGCCCCCUCAGCACGGUUCCUCGCUCUACACCUGCUACACCAGCAGACGCUCUACUUCUUAGCUACAGCCAAGUCACGUGUGCGCGAGCUUUAUCUACAGACAUGCAGAUACUUCGCCCAACAGGGCAUGCUAGACACCGAGCUAUUCGGAUUGGCUCUUAUUUGUGAUGGUGAAUACCUGUUUGCCGAACCUGACAGCAAGCUCUCUAAAUACGCCCCGAAGAGUUGGCGCUCGUCCCAGAGCCAUGGACUCGACGCGAACGGACGUCCUGCGCUUGCCUUCUACUUUCGUGUCCAGUAUUACGUGGACAGUCCACUCCUUCUCAGAGAUGAGACUACCAGACACCAUUACUACCUGCAGUUGCGACUCAACGCGGUCUCGGGAGCGGCGGGGGAACACGCCGCCCAUCUGGCGGGACUCGCACUGCAGGCGGAUCUGGGGAACUUUAAUGAAAAUUCGAGUUAUCGACCAGAAGAUUACGUGCCACCGAACAUGCGAGGACCAGCUGCGUUACGAGCUAUCGAGACAACCCAUAGAUCGCACAGGUCCUUGUCGCAAAGUGAAGCCAGAGCAAAAUAUAUUGCUGAAGCUUGCCAGCUGCAAGAACCGGUUAACGCACACGUAUUUAGGUUAAAAGCUUCAAAGUCGGAGCCCGUGCCUGGUUCACUUCUUGUAGCAGUAUGCGCACGAGGUCUACGGGUAUGUCCAGAAAACAAUCCCCCAUCAAUAUUUUUAUGGAGUAGCAUAAGUAAACUAAGCUUUGAAAGAAAGAAAUUUGAAAUUAGAACUGGUCAUGAGAAACUCACGUUAUACACAACGAGCGAUGAAAAGAGUCGAUUAUUGUUAGCUUUAUGUAAAGCCACACACCAAUUCAGUAUGGCAGUUGCUGGUCGAUUACACGAAGCGAAAAAGGAAGAAGAAGAACGGCAGAGAUGGGGUUGUGAUCAGCGCGUAUCGGUGAUUAGUUCGACGUCGUCAAACACGACGUCAGGAAUAGUCAGUGAUCGGGUCCAUUCAGAAGAUGAAUUAGAAAUAAUGAUAACUUGUCCACCGGCGCCGAGUACCGAGAGUCUGGCUCUAGCUCACCUGCUGGACAGUGCCCCUGCUAGCAGCCGGACAUCAGCCGCAUCGGCAACAGCUGUAGCCACUUCUACAGCUCUUACUUCUCUUUCUAUUAAGGAAGAUGAAGAAGACAAUCAGGCGAACCGACAAACUACAAGCGAGAGCUCUGGAAAGACCAACAGUAGUGUCAAGUGCGCUGGAUCGCAGUGCAGCUCCUCUUGUAGUACUGUCGUGGUGACUCCUGUUAGCCAAACAAAACCCAAGCGACGACGACAUUCAACAAGCAGCAGCUUAGAGCUGGGCUACUCUCACACAGCACAAAACUCAGCAGUCAGCGACGCAACUUGUAUUGAAAUUGAUGCCCGAGAAGUUGUGUAUACAGCUGGUCCUGCCCCAAGUAGUCACACAAGUGGCGUAUAUACACUUACCUCAAGCGAGCAUUGUACACUAAGUUCUGCAGGAAACUACACUACUAGUGAUUAUGCCGCCACCAAUGAAUCGCUUUUUAUGACCAUGAGUAGCGACCAAGUUGAUGGAUCUUUUAGGGACAGAGCUGAUUCUAAUGUGAGCAGUUCCAGUUUCCAUGGGGAUGGUAGUGAUCCCACUAAUAAUACCCAAUCAUUGCUUUCUGCUGAAGAACUAUCGGACUUAAUAGUUGGACGAUAUCCUUCUUGUAAAAGCGUUAGUAAUACAUUGGAUUCAGACUCGGAUUAUGUAACGUUACCAUCUGGAUAUCAAAGCUAUGCACCUGUACCACCUAGGCGUGUUGAUAGCGUAGAUCCGAGAUAUCGUCCUCCACCCCCACCAUAUCCGCACUCCCUUAAGUCUAAGGAAGAAAGUGAAAGUGAUAUAGCAAGUAACUUUGCAGAAAUUUCAAUAAAAGAUCCUCCACCAUAUCCGGAUAAUGCAACACCCGUGCCACCACCCAUAUAUCCGUUCGAGGAGGCUCCUGCAAGAUUUAUAACCACUCGCUCUCCAAGUCUUUUAACAGCUCACGUAAGUGCUGUGAGUGUUAAUUCGACGCCAAAUUAUUCUAUUUCAAAUACCACCUCUUUACCUCCUAUGGCUCCAAAGAAUACAAGGCAACCACUUAAUAAUAUUAUCCCUGCAAAUAACUUCAUAGACGUAUCUACUACUAAGCCAACAGCAAGUGUUUUGGUGCCAUGUACGUUCCUUCCUCCACCACCUCAACCAGCUCCCAGACAGCCUCCACCUCCACCACCAGCAGGCGUAGCAACAGUUUACACAAGCCAGUUAUCAAGAUCGCAAAUAGAACAGUACCAGCAGCAAAUGUAUAGUGAUGUGGACUUCGUAGUCUUCCCACUAAAAGAACCCGCAAUAAGUAAACAAGAAUAUCUGGAAGCUAAGCAAGGUUCAAUUUUGGCUGCACUGGCACAUCAACCAGUAUUUUAUCGCAGCACUUCAUACUUAGGCAGAUACGCCUCAAGUCAAAAUUUAUCUGAUACUUACGUGCAAUUGCCAGUAUACGGUGCUCCAAGCAUUUCAUCUACGGGGAGCUUAGAUCCUCCACCACCACCAUUACCACCGAACAGGCCAUCUAGAUUUUUACGAACUCAGAGCGAUGAUAAUAUUUUGAAUUCGUUGGAGACCAACCCACAGCCUCCAACAUUUAGGAGGCUUCCUCCACCACCACCUCCGGUUCCAGAAAAGAAUAAAGCCUUGCUUAGGAAGCACAACCUUUUAGUGGAUCCCAGCAAAACGGCUAGUGCAUCGGCAACCAAUACUGGCAACCCUCGCACUCCAUCCACACUAGACAUACGUACUUUGAGGGAAAAAAGCAAAAAACUAGACUUACCUCUUAUCUCUGCAUUAUGCAACGACCGAUCGUUAAUAAAACAAACAAAAGCAUUCGUAAUGCCCAAACAUCCUGGAGAAGUUUCACCUCUGAGGCAAGCAAGAAACUCCGCGAAAGGAAAGUAUCCAGUAUCAGGUUUAAGUAGCACGAAGAUCCAGAAGACCACCAGGAAACCGCCGUCGAUCAGCCAUCGACACCCGGGGGAUAAGUUGCCCGAAAUACCCCGAGCACAGCCGAAUAACUACGUUAUGACAGAAACUGCUAGGACCAAGCAUAAGAGUUUACACUCACAGUCGUAAAUGAUAAUCAUCUGCAAAAACUGGUCGAACUUUAUGAAGACAUUCUUACAUUUUGCGGAGAAAUGCGAAAGAAAUACCAAGAGGUCUAUUUAGUAAAAUGAAAUUUUCUAAAGAUAAAAAGUUGUAAUAAAAAUUAAGUUAAAAUUUAAAGUACUUCUCACAUCAUAUGGCAACAACUGGCCAUUGCAGAAACUGCAAGAUUUAAGAAUGUCCCUAGAUAAUAAUGAACGUAGCCAGACUUGACCAUUUUUUGCAGAUAGCACCUGCUCCUGAUUUUCCAGUACUAGUUUUUUAAUCAUGCUUAAAAAUAAUAUACAUUUUACACUCAGGGUGCCAUCACUGCAAUGUAAAUUUUCGUGGGAAAAAACCUGUGUUCUUUAAUAUAGUGUUUAUAUACCAAAUACUUUUUUUUUAUUCAGCCAGUACGUGAAUCUGGGACUACGCUAAGAUUAUUUACAAUUUCCUAUAAUUGAGGGUUGUUUUUUAAAACCCUAUAAAUUCAAAGAGGCAGACAGACAAUCAACUCCUAUUGAAAAAAUAAAUAAAAAGUGUUGGCACUGUCAGAGACUGAACCAAUGACCUCUCGCUACCUACAACUAAACGGCCAUGAAAUAACCGUCAAUGCGCACAACUCCGUUUUAAGAAAGCAGGCAUUACACGCAAGUUUCAAAACUUAAAUCAAGAGCAGAUAUUGCUAUAAAUCAUAAUUUUUUUUGCUUAAAAUAGCCGAAUAAAUUAAAAUUGCUUAUCUUCUAAUUGCUUACCAUGAGCAGAAGCGUGGUAAUUAAUUAAAAAAUAAAUGUUAUCAGGGUAGUGACGCUAGGCAAAUACACUUUUAGUUAUGAACUUGAUAAUUUUGCCAAUUGAAUUGCAAAUAUUUUGUGCUUAUAUAAUCUUAGCCUGACCCGGAUUUAUGUGAAAUAAUCUGUUUAAUUUGCUAAUUGAUGAGGAAUUAAUUUUUAAUUAAGUGGUAUCCAAACGAACCUUUUAGUAAAAUAUUGUAUUAUGAAUACAGGGUUUUUUACUUGCGCAGUCAAUAUAAAAAAAGAAAUCUUAGAAUUAGUUAUUUUAUUAAGUGGAAAUAAAUAAGAUGAAUUGUUAUACGUAGUGACGUAAACCUAUUUUUUUAAAUAUAUAUUUUUGUUGACUGGUAAGCUAUAAACUGUUCCCUAAUGUAAAUAAAAGUUAUAUUAUAUUUGUGCCCUUACAGAAAUAAUUAUUCUAUUUUAGUAGUAGUGUGUACACUUGGCCAAUACUUAAUUUUUAUUUAUUUUUGUAUCGAAAUUUUUUGAAUGCUUCAAGUGUAUUAUUUAAGAUCUUUCAAAGUGUGUGAUCAUUUAUAAUAAUAAAGUCAAUAGAAAUGUA
This is a messenger RNA of Anthonomus grandis grandis, 5047 nucleotides long. It is a transcript of the gene ex, whose product is annotated as protein expanded. The transcript has 7 exons. Gene Ontology annotation, biological process: positive regulation of hippo signaling. The coding region runs from base 434 to 3682 and encodes 1082 amino acids. NCBI's taxonomy places the organism in Eukaryota, Metazoa, Arthropoda, Insecta, Coleoptera, Curculionidae. Gene Ontology annotation, cellular component: cytoplasmic side of apical plasma membrane; cytoskeleton. The record is from RefSeq and is a predicted model, not a curated record.